Molecule: messenger RNA, 4599 nt
Organism: Hermetia illucens (black soldier fly)
Lineage: Eukaryota; Metazoa; Arthropoda; Insecta; Diptera; Stratiomyidae
Gene: spn-E
Product: probable ATP-dependent RNA helicase spindle-E
Exons: 20
Coding region: 126-4436 (1436 amino acids)
Cellular component (GO): intracellular anatomical structure
Molecular function (GO): ATP binding; RNA binding
Source: RefSeq, a predicted model, not a curated record
GAUCAGCUUCGGUCGCCAAGUUUUGUUUCUGCAUCGGUGACAGUUCCAUGCUUUUCAGGCGAAUCUCUAGAAAAACCGUAAAUUUUCAGCGCUCCUUGUGAAAUUUGUAAGAACAAUUGCCAACCAUGGACGAGAUUGAUGAUUUCUUCGAUUUCUCGAAACCUUUUGAGCGGAAGACGGUCAAUGCGGGCUAUAUUAACGGGCGGACAACGGUUCAGGGUGGGCUGAAGCAUGAGAUCGUGAAGCGUGAGGAAAUCGGCCAGGAUUAUGCCAAGAUUUACCGAGAGGCCGAAGAACAGAAGAUAUUGCAGAAUAUCGACGUUGCCUCAACCUCGGAAAUGGCAUCGUAUCUGGACCAAUUGGACGACAUCGAGGAUGCUGUUCCCAAGCGAAAAGUCGCCAGGACCGAUCUAACUACUUACGCCAGGUACAAUUUCGAUACUCGUAGCGAAAUCGAACUCCCCAUUCAUGCGUCUCGUGAGAAAAUCGUGGAGGCGGUUCGUGAGAAUCGCGUGAUAAUCUUGCAAGGAGACACGGGAUGUGGAAAGACAACUCAGGUGCCGCAAUUCAUUUUGGAGGAUUGCUAUCAACGAAUGGAGUUUUGUAACAUUAUUUGUACGCAACCUAGACGUAUUGCUGCGAUAAGUAUUGCUAAGAGGGUUUGCCAGGAGAGGAAAUGGAACCUCGGCGAGGUUGUCUCUUAUCAGGUGGGGCUCCACAGUACUGCCGGUGAAGACACUCGACUAUUAUAUUGUACGACGGGCAUUUUGCUACAAAAAUUGAUACAAACCAAGGACAUGUCUAACUUCACACACGUGAUUUUGGAUGAAGUUCACGAACGUGAUCAAGACAUGGAUUUUCUACUGUUCCUUGUGCGACGUUUGUUAACAAGUAAUUCACCUCACGUAAAAGUAAUUCUUAUGUCUGCUACUAUAGACGCACAAGAGUUUUCAGAGUAUUUCAAAAUCAUGCACAGAGGAACCUUGUUUCCUGCCCCUAUUUUAAGUGUCGAUUCACGAAGGUUAUUUACCGUUAAAGAUUUCUAUUUGUGUCAACUGGACCGUCUCAUGGUUAAUGUAGAAGUGAAUUAUGACGAACCUGGAAUCUCAGAAGAAAUGUAUAAGAUAGCAUUGAAACUUAUUGUAAUCUGUGAGAAAUUGGACUGCCAAGAUGAAGAAGUUCAAGCUUCGCCUUUUAAACCUUCCAUUUUGAUAUUUCUUCCUGGUAUCAAUGAGAUUGAGCGAAUGGAGAAAACAUUGCAAAGAUUAGAGAGUUUAAAAUAUGACAUCAAACUUAUUCCGUAUCGUUUGCAUUCAAUGAUAUCCUCCACCGAUCAGGAGAAAAUCUUUACCAGGCCACCACCGAAUUGCCGAAAGGUAAUUCUUUCGACAAAUAUCGCGGAGAGUUCGAUAACAGUGCCGGAUGUCAAAUAUGUAAUUGACUUUUGUCUGACCAAGUCCCUGGUAACCGACACGAGUACAAAUUUAAGUGCUUUGCAAUUGCAUUGGGCUUCCCGGAGUAGUUGCCGACAACGUGCGGGUCGAGCUGGUCGUGUGAGCAACGGUCGAGUUUACAGGCUUGUAUCUAAGCAAUUUUACGAUACAAUGAUGGAUGAAUAUGGAUCUCCUGAAAUGGUUCGUUGUCCUCUAGAAAAUGUAGUGUUGAAAGCAAAACUUCUGGAUAUGGGUCGCCCUGAGUCGAUUUUAGCUCUUGUCAUGACUCCUCCUGCCUUAUCCGAUAUCCGCAAUACGGUUCUAAUUUUAAAAGAAAUUGGAGCUCUUUAUAAGAUGGUUGGCGGAAAUUAUGAUCCUUAUGAUGGUGACUUAACGUUUAUUGGACGAGUAAUGGCCUCUUUGCCUAUUGAUGUGCGAAUCUCACGUUUGAUAAUCUUCGGAUACAUUUUCAGCGUCCUGGAAGAAACUAUAAUAAUGGCCGCUGGUCUCAAUGUUAAAAGCAUUUUCGAAUACCCACACACAAAUGGAUUGAAUGCAUAUGCUCAAAAACUAACAUGGUCCGACGGCUCCGGCUCUGACUUGUUUGCAAUUUUGAAGGCGUAUCGGGUCUGGCAUACGAUGAAAGAGCAAAAUAAUUUCGACGACGAAGACGCUGAAAAAGUAUGGGCCCGUCGCUACUUUAUCAACACUCGGCUUAUGCGUGAAGUUAACUUGCUUGUUCGUGAGAUAACUGAACGAUUGCAGCGAGUUCACAUCAGGGAAACAGCCGGCGUGAAUCGUGUUCGUUGGUCGGAAAGGGAGAAGACUAUUGUGUUGAAAAUCGUAAUUGCAGGGGCAUUUUAUCCAAACUACUUUCUGCGUAACUCGUUUGAUCAUCAGUCGUAUGAGCGGAAUACAUACCAAUUGCUUUCUGGACGUAAUCCCUGCAAUACGGUGUACUUCACUAAUUUUGAUUCCAAGUAUAUCGGGCAACUUUAUACGCAGUGCAUUAAGGACAUGUUUAAACAGUGUACGACGAACACAAAAAAUUUGCUUGUAAAUUUUGAAGAAGGAUCGCAAAAAAUUUUCGUCACAUUUCCUAAUGAUUCUGAUUUCGAUCAUCCCGAUGCAUAUAAUUUAGUCCAGUCUGUCCCUGGAAGUGUUCGACCGGAAGUAUACAAAGCAGUAAAAAUGAGGCAGCUUCGAUAUAAUACGUCGCUUAAGGUGAUGGACCCUCACGAGGCAGUCGCCUAUGCGGAAAGAUUGAAUCUCGGAGUUAUGCGUGACGGAAAAUGGAUGCCGCGUAAGAAGAAACUUCUCAAUCCUGAAUUAGCCGUUAUUCCAUCUGUAUACACAAAAAUCGUACGAGGAUACGUGACACAUGUCGAACAUUGCGGGAAGUUCUGGUUUCAACCCUUAUCUGAAGAAGAAAGAUUGAGAGAAAUUGUAGAAGAAUUGAAUGGACAGUACAGCAGCAUUUAUAAAUUUAGAAGUCCUGCGGAAAUUUCAAAAGGGAUGAUUUUGGCAGCUCCAUUCUUUGAGAAAGGCGGCAGGAGUCCAUAUUAUCGAGGACGUGUUGUUAAUUUGGCGAGUCGAGGCUCGAGUGAUAUCUUCUUCCGAAUUUUCUUCAUCGACUACGGCAAUUACAACACAAUUGAAUUCCGGAAGCUGCGAAAAUUCGGCAAUAAUGCUGAUCGUUUGACGGAAAUUCCACCACGUGUAUUCGAAUGUAAUUUGGCCGAAGUUCAACCUUCCUCGAUAAAUUGUCCUCGCGGCCGUUGGAUUGAGGAAGCAAAUGAUCUUAUGCAAAACUUUGUUGAUAAUGCACUUUGUGAAAUAGAGGUAUAUUCGAUUGUCAAUGGAAUAGUCUCCGUUUUCCUGCAAAGGAAUGACAUGCGAUUUAAUGAUAUUUUGGUAAAUAGAGGUUUUGCUCAGUAUGCAGAAGAGAACUAUAUGUCCAAGGCUGACCAUGACAAUCGUAUGCGUAAACAAAGGUCAAUGAAAAUGUAUGAAGAAGACGACUUGGUUGUGAAUGAGGAUUACUUGCGGAAGAUACAAGGUGACGAAGAUAUCUAUACCGAUCCACCAGAUCCCAGCAAAUAUCGAAACAAAAUUGAAUUACGCGGACCACAUAGUGCCCUUGAAACAGGACUAUAUGCAGCAACACGAAUUGGAGGUUUUAAAACUGUUACCAUUGAAAGCCAAUCUGUGAAUUCUGUUUUGUUAGAUACCGACCCUCACGACUACCAUGAAAGGCUUGUAGUCGCAGCAAGCGUUACUGAAACUUUACAGAACAAUAAGAUCACUGCGCGUGCAACAACACUUAUGCCUAAUAUACACGGUUUCGCUCCUCUCAUUGCCAUGAUUUUCUGUCCAUCAAUGGAAAUAAAACGAGAUGCGAACAAGACGCGAUAUGUCUCCAUUCUAUGUGGUCUGGGUGCAGAUCGCAAUAAUGAAGCGGUUUUCGCGGAACAUGACUUAGUUUUCAGUCUAGAUGUUGAAAUAACACCAAGUGAUAUUGAACUGGUGAACCAAAUUCGCUACACCAUGGAUACCUUGUUGUAUACUGAAGUUGGUGCGGAAUUCCCAACGCUACCUCGAAAUAACAAGGCUGAGUUGACUGCAAAAAUAAAGAAUCUAAUAGUGAAACUCUUGGAGAAGCCCCGUAAAUCAAUUGAAGUUCAUCGAGAUUCGAGGGACUAUUUCUGGAAUCAAUACAGUAGCGAAGAUUUGCUAGAGACAACAAGCAUAUAUGGUCAUCGGUCGAUCUUCCCAUUCCAUUCAGCUCUACGAUUAUACAACGAAUCAUUCGAGCAAAUACAAACUUUGCGGAUGAAAAAUGAGGAAAUACAUCGAAUGGCUGAAGUUGAUGCUCCCGUCAAGGAUAUGCGGUGCCCGUUAUGUGAUCAACCAUUGGAGAGUAUUGUUCAGUUGAGAAUUCAUUUACUAUCUCAACUUCAUCGUGAUCGUGAAUACCAAAUUGGGUAUGUUGCAUCGGUGUAAGCUCUUUACUUUAAGCUGACAAUUAACUUACCCCUAUUGUGGUAUCAAGUGAUUUUAAGAGUUCAAUAUAUACUGACUUUCAUUUUCGUUUUUAGUUUGUAAUUUUAUAUUGUUAUUGAAACUAAUGGAGACGUAGAAUUAAUAAAAAAUAAGACGAACUCUA